AUGACAGGGUAUUGCCCCUUUGGGAACAAAUGCCAUUUUGCUCAUGGUGCCACAGAGUUGCACAGAUAUGGAGGGGGGCUUAUGGAGGGAGAGAGCAGAGAUGCUGCUUCUGUGGUUGGCAGUGACACAAAUAAGGGAGUGGCUUCAAAAGCUUCUGCCGAUAAUGUGGUUGCAGCGGUUACUCCGGUUGCUCAUUCUGAUGUGUAUCAUAUUGGAGUCCCUUCACAAAGGCCUUCUUCCAUUGUGAUUCAGAGGCCAGGGCAGAGAACUCAUCAGAAGUGGAAAGGUCCAGAUAAAAUCAGUAGGAUAUAUGGUGAUUGGAUCGAUGACAUCGAAUAG
Messenger RNA from Sphenostylis stenocarpa, 339 nucleotides. NCBI's taxonomy places the organism in Eukaryota, Viridiplantae, Streptophyta, Magnoliopsida, Fabales, Fabaceae. The record is from the annotation of a GenBank genome assembly.